Gadus morhua (Atlantic cod) is the source of this 2972-nucleotide messenger RNA. RefSeq lists its product as uncharacterized. The record is from RefSeq and is a predicted model, not a curated record. Gene Ontology annotation, biological process: response to bacterium. NCBI's taxonomy places the organism in Eukaryota, Metazoa, Chordata, Actinopteri, Gadiformes, Gadidae. The coding region runs from base 32 to 1156 and encodes 374 amino acids. The transcript is spliced from 6 exons.
CAGCCAAUCACAGUUGGUCUACGGUAUGUAAAUGGAAUAUUUUACGUUCAAAUCUUUCAUUAGAGCGAGAACAGCGCUGGUUCAGCUUCAGCGCCAAAACGUAACCAUGUAUUUUGCUAUGAUAAUUCUGAGUACAGCACUGCUGAUUCAGUCUCAGGAGGAACCUCGAUUGAUCUUUGUGAAAUCAGCAGGACUUGGAGAUAAUGUUACCCUUCAUUGUGAAGCUAAAGACAAGAAUGUUUAUUAUUUAUACUGGUACAAGCAAUCUCCUGGAUACUUUCCCCAAAUGGUUGCUUCGAAAUCGUAUGGAUCAAUUACAAUGAAGCCCCACUUUGAUUUAAGAUUCACAAUGGAAGAAGGUGCUUCUGACUUUAAUCUGAUCAUUCAAAACGUAACUAAAGGUGAUGAAGCUAAUUAUUUCUGUCGACAAUACUCACUUGACUCCUGGGACAAUUGCACCUUUCUGUCUGUCAAAGAUCACAAUGACCAGAGGUUUUUCUCCCAGACAGUGGUCCAACAGCCUGUUUCGGCAUCAGCUCAGCUGGGAGACCCUGUGGCUCUCCAGUGCUCUAUUACCUCCCAGAGGACGGACCACAGUAACCAGUGCCAAGGGGAACCCAGUGUGUACUGGUUCAGAUCAGGAUCAGGACCAUCUCACCCUGCUGCCAUUUACAUGAAUGGAAACAGGAGAGGUGAAUGUCAGAAUAGUUUUGGGCCUCCGUCUGCUCCACAGAGCUGUGUCUACACUCUCCCCAAGAACAAUGUAAACUCCUCUGAUGCUGGGACUUACUACUGUGCCCUGGCAGCAUGCGGGGAAAUUAUGUUUGGAAAUGGAACUACACUGGACAUAACAGAACCCGACCGACAUCUAGUGAACAUGAUGCUUGGAAUACUGUUGGCUUGCUGUCUGGCUGUGAUUAUAAUCCUGUUCCUAACCAGAAUUAAAAAGCAUAUUUUUGAGCAUCGCAAAGGAACAUUGAGUGCUUCCUACCAUGUUCCACGUGACUCAGUGAUUCAGGGAGAAGAGGACGGGGAAAAAGAUGGUUUGAACUAUGCAGCGUUGGAGUUCUCUGGCAGGAAAACCAAGGGAGGGAGGAAUAACAUUGAAAGGACUCAGGAGAGUGUGUAUUCUGCUGUGACAGAAACCUGCCAGUGAAGUCCAUCAACCUGGGAGUUUAUGUCACCUCAUGAGGCUAAAUGAGGUAGUAAUAGUAUUAAUCCAGACUCGUUUAUUGUCAUGAAUGCAUGCAGAUAGUUUAUUUUAUUUGGUAAUGUCAGUUCUUUUGGAUCAUAAACAUUGAAUUGCUAAUCAUUUGUGAUGCUGUCUUUUGUGUAAAAAAAUGCAACACUGUAAUCAAAUCUUGACAAUCUUCACAAAUUAACCCCCCUACUGAAGGGCCUACUACGGACUUCAGUGGGGGUUCAGUCCAUCUGUGCACGGCACCUGCUUGACAAUCAGGUGCGUCUGCAGCCAGAGGGGGCGCCAACAUGCCAAUUCCCCACAUAAAUGUGGAUGAUUUUUUCUUUUUUUUUACUGCUCGUGCCACCUUCAAUUCUUAACUCAUGUCGGCUGGGACAAACCUGCGAGUAUUUGAAAUAGCACAGUCGUCGAAUUCAUGUUAAGAUUAAUAUUGUAUAUUAUAUUAGCCUAUAUAAAGCUAUUUCAUUUCGUUUUAAUGCCAAGGAUGAACUGUAUUUCGAUUCAACGGCCCCCUAAAAGUUCUCCUCAUUUGUAAUACGUUUGACUGUAAAAUAUUAUUUGACCAGAAGAGGGCGACAUGUAACUGAGUUUGCCUUAAUCUAGUCCAAUAUUCCUCAAAAUACUUACAGCAGACCUACGAAUUACUACAAAUGUCAGGGAUGUUCGAAAAGAACCUCAAAAACGCUUAAUGACUGUGAGACACUUUUUAAUCAACAUCUUAGGCCUAAUUUCAUAGGUACGUCAUCACAUAUGAUGCGUUAUUUAUUUAGUUUGCAAACUUUGUAGCGCCUUCUUUAUGAGGCAUUGCUUAUUCAAAUAGUAGUAAGAGGUAGCAUUUAUUUUAUAUCUAUAGAAAUAAAAAUAAAAUCUUUGCGAUGAAUGUAUGUGUAAAAAACUGCAGUUCGGUCAGUUGAUUUUUGGACACCGGGGUUUGGAGGAACAAGGUUGGAAUCCAGCUCUUGUCACUUGUAGUGUAGAGCUGGCCACUGUGAGGUCAAAGACAUUGCAUUCAGAAUAGUAGGAAUAACCAACUUUUACUAUCUCAGACAAAUGUAGGCCGCGGCCAUACCACUAUUCAAUCAGACAUAAUAGUACCAUAUUAAAGUUCUGCUAUUUCAGUCUGCUGAUAGAUAUAGUCCUCAUUAAAACGAAUAUCUUCAAAAUAUGUUGAAUGCUUAAGGACGGCUAGUGCUCAUUUAAAAAAACUAACCCCACAUACCUUUUAUAUAACGUAAAUUUUCAUGUAGGACCUGUGAUUAUAUUUCUGACAUGGUAUGAUCUUUUUUUUUCUCUCCAGAAAACAGUGAAGAAGUGAUACUCUAAUAAUUCACUCAUUUAAUCUCUUUGGUUAGACUUAAUGUGAUUUGAUUGUGAUUUGAUUGUAUUAAAUAUACUAAAUUGUUUAAAUGGCAGCCUAAGGAGAGGCUGAGUGUGUUGAGUAAUCAGGCCACAGUAUAUGGGCUCCUCCAAACUAUAUUUUCAGAUUAAAUCUAAAGACUAUUAUCCACUUUCAUUUUAAAAUCAAUCCCUGAAUCUUUGUCUUCCUCUGAGUUUGCUGUGGAUUGGGGGAGAAUGGAUACUUGUUAAUACAGCACCCGAAGGUCACUGGCCCACACUCCUCUCCCUGCUACUUAAUUUCCCGGAAGAGCGUUCAUUCAGAGUGGGGAAACCUUUCCUCUGUUUCCUCCUCCUUUGUCUUACUCUUUCUUUCUUGCAAUCUUUUACUGCAAGCGUUUUUUCUGUGUGUGUAUGUUUCUCUCUCUCUCUCUCU